Colletotrichum costaricense is the source of this 177-nucleotide messenger RNA. RefSeq lists its product as uncharacterized. Lineage: Eukaryota; Fungi; Ascomycota; Sordariomycetes; Glomerellales; Glomerellaceae. The record is from RefSeq and is a predicted model, not a curated record. The transcript has a single exon. Bases 1 to 177 code for a protein of 58 amino acids.
AUGGGAGAGCGGACGGGAUCCCGAGUUUUCCAAUGGGUAUGGUCGUAUGUGGUGGUUGAGACUCGUGCUGGUGCUCAUGAUCGACUUCGCAGACAACACCGUGAUGCUGUCUUUCGCCACAACACAACCUCAACGAAUCUGAAAGAAAAUCCUCAAAAGAACACUAACGGCGUCUAG